AUGUUCGAACUCCCUUUGCACUUAAACAUGUUUCUCGAUUUAAACUUGGUUCUCUCACACUUCGGGAAUUAGCCCCCUUAAUCUCUUUAUUCCACAAUGACAUCUUUUUCAAAAGGACAUUACCUAAACACACAAAAAACUAUUCUAAACUAAUAUAAACUAAUAUAAUAUAUAAUUUAAUCUAAAAUAAUCCAAUCUAAUCCAAUCUAAUCCAAUUUUACUUUUAUUUAUCUGUGUUCGCUUUCUUCCAGUUUUAAAUCACGCACGUGACCCCUUUCUUCUGUUUCUUUUUCCUUUUUCUUAGAUAUAUUUUUUUUAUUUUUUAUUUUAUUUCUAUCUGAUUUUCAUCUCAACUCAGCUCUUUUCAAUUGUGCAAUAACCAGACUCAGGUUUUAUUCCUCAUCUCCCUGGAAAAUGAACUCAAAUAUUUUGAAUGAUUCUGAUUCAAUUCUUCUUGAUCAAACCUCUUCAUCAAAUACAAUAAAUAACAACAAUACUCCCACAAAUAACGAUUAUAACGAUGAUAACAUAAAUAAUGAUUAUAAUGAUGAUAAUGAUGACAAUGAUUAUAAUGAUGAUAAUGAACAUACGCCAGAUGACACAAUUUCAUUCAAUCAAUCAAGAAUAGCUGAACUAAGAAAAAAAGGCAACCAGAAAAUGAAACAUAAAAAAUAUCCUGCUGCUUUGGUCCUCUAUACUGAAGCUCUAGCUCUAGACAAAAAUUCAGCUGAAUUGCUCUCAAAUAGAGCUGCUGCUUUUGCUGCCUUAAACUCCCACGAUGAAGCCAUCUCUGAUCUAAGAAAAGCUAUCAAAAUUGAACCACUAUUUCUCGCUGCAAUCGCAAGACUAGCUUUUUCUCUAUUAUACGUUGGAAAAUCUCUAGACUCUUUGAAACUAUAUGCUAGAGCAAUUAAAUGUUCAAACGGCUAUCUCUUACCAAGAUUUUUACAAAAUGCUUCAGUCCAAGAUCAAUGCAAUUUUGCUAAAAAAUUAAAGUCACAAUGCCUUCCCUCUUUUAGAGAUCAUCUACAAUCAAGUUUCUAUAUAGCUGAAGAAAGAGCAAGACAACAAGGUUAUCCCUUUGAAGAAAUUGAAAAUAUAAAGAGAUCAAUUCAUCCUUUUCUUAGAAGGCGUGGCUUAGAUGUUUCAAAUUUCAAUAUUUUGAAUAAUAUGAAUAAUUCAUCAACAAAUAAUAACAAUAACAAUAACACUAACACUAAUACUAAUACUAAUACUAAUACUAAUACUAAUACUAAUACUAAUACUAAUACUAAUACUAAUACUAAUACUAAUAUUAAUAUUAAUAAUCAAAACAACAAUAAUAACGCCCACCCUUUUAUUGUCUCUCACAUACUUCCACCAAGAUCAAACAAUACAAGACCAAACAAUACAAGAUCAACAUAUUCUUUAAAUACCCUCAUCCCUCCAAAUAAUCCAAAUCCUUCUGCUACUCUGAAUUAUAAUCUAGAUCCUUUAAACAGAUAUGCAAAUAUUCAGCCCAGUUUCUCUAACUCGAUUAUCUAUCCUUUGAAUCUUAAUUCCAACCCAUUGGCCUUGCCUUUAAAUUCCAACCCUUCUAUGCCUGUUUUUCCGCCAACUGCUCAAGUACGUCGUGUUUUCCCCAUUAAUCCUAAUAUUCGUUUAACUCCUGCUGUCAAUUCUUCAAAUCCGUCUCAAUCUUUUAACUCAAGAACUGAAUCAGCUAAUCAACAUAGAAAUAUAAAUCCUGUUUCUCAACCAAAUACAAAUCCUGUUUCUCAAUCAAAUACAAAUCUCUUCUCUCAACCAAAUUCAAAUCUGCAGCAAAACAUUGAAACUGAAACUGAAACUGAAGCCGAAGCUGAAGCUGAUCCUGACAUCGACAUUGAUUUUGUAACUGCUCAAAUCUUACUUCCAAAUUCAAAUUUAGAUAAUCAAACUUCCGAUUCAAACACAAAUACAAAUACAAAUACAAAUACAAAUACAGAUACAAACACAAACACAAACACAAACACAAACACAAACAAUAAUACGAAUAACAAUACAAAUAAUAAUACUAGCAGAACUUUUUUUACAACAAGCGUUAAUAACGCCAAUGCCCCAGAAAAUACUGCAGUUAAUGAUAUUUUACGAUCUGUACUUGGUGCUCUCAAUUCAACCAAUCUCCCUCAAAAUAUUUCAUCCGGAAUAGGUGAAGCUAUAUCACAGUCUUUAAAUGGUGAAGCAACUCGAGCUGUUUUUAGCACAUUUUCUGGAGCCAUUCCUUUGAUGUCUGAUUUGACUCAAAACAACCAUCAAUCUCCUAAUGUAACUACUACAAAUACAAAUACACCUGCAAAUACUGACCCAAACUCAAAUGACGAUUCCAAUAAUGAACAAAAUCCUUCAAUUUCCGAUUCAAUUACUGAUGAUUUAGAUUAGAUUAAAUUCAACUUAUUAAUUAUAAGUAAUAAAAUUAGAAAUUCUAUUCUUGUUUUUUCAACCCCUUUUAAUUUUUGAAUUUUUGAAUUUUUGAAUUCUCGCAUUUUAGUUUUCUAUUAUAGUAUAUUGCCAUUUUUUGACAAUAG
Molecule: messenger RNA, 2546 nt
Organism: Ascoidea rubescens DSM 1968
Lineage: Eukaryota; Fungi; Ascomycota; Saccharomycetes; Ascoideales; Ascoideaceae
Product: tetratricopeptide repeat protein
Exons: 1
Coding region: 415-2400 (661 amino acids)
Molecular function (GO): Hsp90 protein binding
Source: RefSeq, a predicted model, not a curated record